Molecule: messenger RNA, 1084 nt
Organism: Myotis davidii
Lineage: Eukaryota; Metazoa; Chordata; Mammalia; Chiroptera; Vespertilionidae
Gene: PSME2
Product: proteasome activator subunit 2
Exons: 11
Coding region: 438-1037 (199 amino acids)
Biological process (GO): positive regulation of endopeptidase activity; regulation of proteasomal protein catabolic process; regulation of G1/S transition of mitotic cell cycle
Cellular component (GO): nucleoplasm; proteasome activator complex; cytoplasm
Molecular function (GO): endopeptidase activator activity
Source: RefSeq, a predicted model, not a curated record
AUUUCCCUCCAAGCCUGGCUCCGGUCCCCCCUGGGGAAGUCCCUCUCUGCGCCCGUGCCGGGCUCCAGCGAGUCUUCUCCAGUCGGCGUGGGCGGCAGGGAGCCCCCGCCUACUCCCUUUCAUAGCUGCUAGCGUGCCCCAGUCCCCGGCCCCCUCCUACUUCUUCCGAAGCUCCGAUGCCUCUCCACCUCUGAACACCCGCUCCCCACCUCUCAUUCCGACACUGAUUUCCUGUAAGCCCCGCCCCUGCUCGGGCGGGGCCGCCCCAGUUCUGCGUUCGCGGUUCCACUCGCCCUAGCUCCUCCCUCGGACCGCCCCGGCCUCGUACCCGACCGAGUCAGCACCGCCUCUCCUAGUCUCAACUGGUGGAUGUCUUCCGGCAAAAUCUUUUCCAGGAGGCUGAGGAAUUCCUCUAUAGCUUCUUGCCACAGAAGAUCAUGCACCUGAAUCAGCUCUUGCAAGAGGACUCCCUCAAUGUGGCUGACCUGACCUCUCUCCGAGCCUCACUGGACAUCCCUAUACCAGACCCCCCACCCAAAGAUGAUGAGAUGGAAACAGAUAAGCAAGAGAAGAAAGAAGUCCCUAAGUGCGGCUUUCUCCCUGGGAAUGAGAAGCUCUUGGCCCUGCUUGCCCUGAUUAAGCCAGAAGUCUGGACUCUCAAAGAAAAAUGUAUUCUGGUGAUCACGUGGAUCCAGCACCUGAUCCCCAAGAUUGAGGAUGGAAAUGACUUUGGGGUAGCAAUCCAGGAGAAGGUGCUGGAGAGGGUGAAUGCAGUCAAGACCAAAGUAGAAGCCUUCCAGACAACCAUUUCCAAGUACUUCUCAGAACGUGGGGAUGCUGUGGCCAAGGCCUCCAAGGAGACCCAUGUGAUGGAUUACCGGGCCUUGGUGCACGAGCGAGAUGAGGCAGCCUAUAGGGAGCUCAGGGCCAUGGUGCUGAAUCUAAGGGCCUUCUAUGCUGAGCUUUAUCAUAUCAUUAGCAGCAACCUGGAGAAAAUUGUCAACCCAAAGGGUGAAGAGAAGCCAUCUAUGUACUGACCCCAGGGCUAGAAGAGAAAUAAAUUACCAAUACUUUGUGUGGAUUA